This is a messenger RNA of Meira miltonrushii, 462 nucleotides long. RefSeq names its product putative COX4-cytochrome-c oxidase chain IV. Gene Ontology annotation, cellular component: mitochondrial envelope. Bases 1 to 462 code for a protein of 153 amino acids. NCBI's taxonomy places the organism in Eukaryota, Fungi, Basidiomycota, Exobasidiomycetes, Exobasidiales, Brachybasidiaceae. Gene Ontology annotation, biological process: mitochondrial electron transport, cytochrome c to oxygen. The transcript has 2 exons. The record is from RefSeq and is a predicted model, not a curated record.
AUGGCCGCUUCACGCUCAACUAUGCGUUCAAUGAACGUUUCACGUUCUAUUUUGAACAACAACAACCUUCCUCGAUCAAUUCAUUCAACCGCUUUACGUAUGGCAGGCGGAGGUCCACCAAUCAUUCAAGGUGAAGGUUCUGCCCCAGGUGAAGUUCCAACUGAUGAAAGUCAAUCGACAGGUUUGGAACGUUUUGAGUUAUUGGGUAAAUUGCAAGGCGUUGAUGUUUUUGAUAUGAAACCUUUGGAAUCUUCAAGACUUGGUACAAAGAAAGAACCAAUCAUGGUUCAAAGUUUGUACCCUUCCCGUAUCGUCGGAUGCACAGGAUCUCCAGCUGGAUCUCACGAUACCACUUGGAUCCACUUGAAGAAAGAACACGAUUUUCAUCGAUGCCCUGAAUGCGGAAGUGUUUACAAGCUCGACUUCACCGGAGAUCAUACCACCGACGGAAGCCAUCACUAA